Messenger RNA from Psilocybe cubensis, 678 nucleotides. RefSeq lists its product as uncharacterized. The coding region runs from base 1 to 678 and encodes 225 amino acids. The record is from RefSeq and is a predicted model, not a curated record. NCBI's taxonomy places the organism in Eukaryota, Fungi, Basidiomycota, Agaricomycetes, Agaricales, Agrocybaceae. The transcript is spliced from 5 exons. Gene Ontology annotation, molecular function: P-type proton-exporting transporter activity. Gene Ontology annotation, cellular component: plasma membrane. Gene Ontology annotation, biological process: regulation of intracellular pH; proton transmembrane transport.
AUGGGAGACCCGCCAGGCGCUCUUGUUGAUAUGGACACUAUCGAACUCAAGGCCAAGGAUCUCUGCGACAAGGAAAAGGUAGACUUGGAGACUAUCGUCAUCGACGACGUCUUCAAGCUCCUCCAGUGCGACAAGAAUGGUCUCUCAGAGGAGGAGGCCGCCCGCCGUCUCGAGCUCAACAAGUUGGAGGUGGAUGAGCAGAAUCCUUUCCUCCAAUUCUUGUCCUUCAUGUGGAAUCCCCUCUCCUGGGUCAUGGAAGCUGCUGCCCUCGUCACUAUUGUCCUCUCCAACGGACAGGGCCAACCUCCUGACUGGCCCGACUUUGUCGGUAUCAUCCUCCUGCUUUUCAUCAACUCUGCUAUUGGUUUCUAUGAGGAACACAACGCUGGAAACGCUGUCAAAGCCCUCAUGGACUCUCUCGCACUCAAGGCCAAGGUCAAGCGUGCUGGCAACUGGUCAGAAAUUGAGUCGGCUACUCUUGUCCCCGGUAACAUGAUCUCUUUCAAAAUUGGAGACAUCGUCCCCGCCGACUGCCGUCUUACUGAAGCUAUCAACGUCUCCAUCGACCAGGCUGCCUUCACCGGUGAAUCCCUCCCCCAGUCCAGAAGAACGGCAAUCAGUGCUUCUCGGGUUCUACCUGCAAGCAGGGUGAAGCUGAGGGUGUUGUUAGAUAAUUGA